Calidris pugnax (ruff) is the source of this 2462-nucleotide messenger RNA. It is a transcript of the gene FKBP9, whose product is annotated as FK506 binding protein 9. NCBI's taxonomy places the organism in Eukaryota, Metazoa, Chordata, Aves, Charadriiformes, Scolopacidae. The transcript is spliced from 10 exons. The coding region runs from base 32 to 1783 and encodes 583 amino acids. The record is from RefSeq and is a predicted model, not a curated record. Gene Ontology annotation, molecular function: peptidyl-prolyl cis-trans isomerase activity; calcium ion binding.
AUCCCCGCCGGCUCCCACCCUGCGGCCCUCCAUGGCGGGGCCUGCGGCGGUGCGGCGGCCCCGGGGCCCGGGCUGCGGGUCGCUGCUGCUGCCGGCGCUGCUGGUGAGCUGGGCGGCCUGUCAGGCCCCGCCGGUACCGGCGGCCGAGCCCCCCUGGGACGGCACCGACCUCCGCGUCGAGCGGCGCUUCGUCCCCGAGAGCUGCCCGCGGGCCGUGCGGCCCGGGGACUUCGUGCGGUACCAUUACCUGGGCGCCUUCCCCGACGGCACCCGCUUCGACUCCAGCUAUGACAGAGGAUCCACAUUCAACGUGUUCGUGGGGAAAGGCCAGCUUAUUGCUGGCAUGGACAAAGCUCUGGUGGGCAUGUGCGUGAACGAGCGGCGGUUGGUGAUGAUCCCCCCCAAUCUUGCCUACGGGAGCGAGGGGGUCGCGGGUGUGAUACCCCCCAACGCUGUGCUCCAUUUCGAUGUGCUUCUGAUCGACCUCUGGAACUCGGAGGACGAAGUGCAGGUCCAGACUUACUUCAAGCCUGAGAAGUGUCCCCGGACAGUCCAGGUGUCUGACUUCGUACGAUACCAUUACAAUGGAACCUUCUUAGACGGGACCCUGUUUGACUCAAGCCAUAAUCGGAUGCGAACCUACGAUACGUAUGUGGGAAUCGGGUGGCUGAUUCCUGGUAUGGAUCAGGGUCUCUUGGGAAUGUGCGUAGGAGAGAAGCGUAUUAUCACAAUUCCACCUUUCCUGGCAUAUGGAGAAGAAGGAGAUGGUAAGGACAUCCCUGGCCAAGCUUCACUUGUCUUUGAUGUGGUUUUGCUCGAUCUUCAUAACCCCAAAGAUGGUAUUGCUAUUGAGAACCAGUACGUGCCUGAGUCCUGCGAGCGGAGGAGCCAGACGGGAGACUUUCUUCGGUACCAUUAUAACGGCACGCUUCUGGAUGGCACGUUGUUUGACUCCAGCUAUUCACGAAAUCAUACCUAUGACACCUAUGUCGGGAAAGGUUAUGUGAUUGCUGGAAUGGAUGAAGGUUUGCUUGGUGUAUGCACUGGUGAAAAAAGAAGAAUAAUAAUCCCCCCUCACCUUGGAUAUGGAGAAGAAGGAAGAGGGAAGAUCCCAGGAUCUGCAGUGCUGGUCUUUGACAUCCACGUGGUUGACUUCCACAACCCCUCGGACUCGGUCAGCAUCACUGUUAACUACAAACCUUCCAACUGCACUGUGCUGAGCAAGAAGGGAGAUUACUUGAAGUAUCACUACAACGCUUCGCUCCUGGAUGGUACUUUGCUGGACUCAACACACAGCCUUGGCAAGACCUACAACAUAGUUCUGGGAUCUGGACAGGUGGUGGUGGGCAUGGACAUGGGCCUUCAAGACAUGUGUGUCGGGGAGCGACGGACAGUUGUUAUCCCACCCCAUCUUGGGUAUGGAGAAGAUGGAGUUGAAGGAGAGGUGCCUGGCAGCGCCGUGUUAGUUUUCGACAUCGAACUGCUGGAACUGGUGUCUGGUUUGCCUGAAGGGUACAUGUUUGUAUGGAACGGGGAAGUGUCUCCCAAUCUCUUUGAAGAAAUAGACCAGAAUCAUGAUGGAGAGGUUCUCUUGGAGGAGUUUUCAGAGUACAUUCAAGCUCAAGUCGAUUCUGGCAAAGGAAAACUCGCUCCUGGUUUUGAUUUUGAAAAGAUUGUUAAAAAUAUGUUCACCAAUCAAGACCGGGACGGAAAUGGGAAAGUCACCGCUGAAGAAUUCAAGUUGAAAGACCAGGAGGCCAAAGAGGAACACGAUGAACUGUAAAGCCAAGAAAACAAAAGAAGUGUCCUGAGCUGAUCUACUGUUGGAAGGCGUGUGCUGGAAGAGGUCUCGGCAAGAAUGUGUCUGAAGGGUCAGCACUCACCUCCAGACCCGGGUCUGCCCCUGCCUGCGUGCCGGCAGGCUGCUACAUUGGAAGAGAUUGGCAGUUGGAAUUGUUGGGUAUAUUUGAAAAAAAAGUGUUCAGGAUGUACAAAUGGUGGCUAAAGAGUGUAGUGCCGUGCCUGGUGUCACCAACCACGUAAUGUGGUGUCAUUUUUGUGCUAAAGAUUAGAAGUCAUCAUUGAACAAUACACGGUCACUUGGAUGGGAAGGAGGGAGGGAGGGAGGGAGAAAACUUACUGAGUGCUUUUAAAAGAAUUUUAAAAAACCUUAUGUAUCCAAAAUAUUUCUGCAGGAAAACAAAAUAGAAAAUAUUCCCAUGAAAAUAACUGGUAAAAAUUGUCCAGGCAUGAGCGCUCUUUCAGGGACUGAACAAACUCAUACAAAUAUUUGCCAGCAGGAGCUCUGAUCUGCAAAUUACAGACCACAGAUGAUAGUUAUGCCAUUGCAAAAUUUCCAUAAGCUGUGAAUUAAAUUAAACAGGCCUAGAAUUGUAACCGUGUGUGUGUCGGGUUUUUACCUUACGAAAUAAAAAAUUUGCUACUUUCUGCAUUGUGUUUAA